Molecule: messenger RNA, 1348 nt
Organism: Leguminivora glycinivorella
Lineage: Eukaryota; Metazoa; Arthropoda; Insecta; Lepidoptera; Tortricidae
Product: polyglutamylase complex subunit TTLL1-like
Exons: 1
Coding region: 32-1288 (418 amino acids)
Biological process (GO): microtubule cytoskeleton organization; protein polyglutamylation
Cellular component (GO): cilium
Molecular function (GO): tubulin binding; tubulin-glutamic acid ligase activity
Source: RefSeq, a predicted model, not a curated record
UUACUGAAAGAUUGCUAACGAAUAAUUCGAGAUGAUUCCAUCUUCGUUCGGGUUUAGUAUGUAUGGCCAACUAAAAACAAUCACCAACAAACCACCGAAACAGCUUACGUUCUGCACGGAUUUCGACAAAACUAUAGUUAUCAAUACGUUUAUGGAUCGAGGGUGGAAGCAAGUCGAGCCCACAGAUGCUUGGAACGUGUACUGGUCGAACACAACCAACUGUCGCUCCAUAUUCAACGCAGAAAACGGCAUCCGACUCAACGACUACCAACUCAUCAACCAUUUCCCGAAACAACACGAGUUAGUCCGCAAAGACUUACUCGUCCGAAACAUAAAGAAAUACCGCAAAGAAUUAGAAAAAGAAGGCAGCCCUUUAGCUGAGAAGCAUGAAUUUUUCCAAGGAGAUCAUAAAGUCACUCGCUUUUUACAUCUAGAUUUCAUACCAGUAACCUAUGUCUUACCUUCAGAUUAUAAUCUCUUCAUCGAAGAAUACCGACGCUACCCCCACACUACAUGGAUUCUCAAACCGACGAGCAAAUCUCAAGGAGAAGGCAUUUUCCUCGUAAACAAUUUGUCGCGGCUGAAGAAAUGGUCUCGAGAGUCGAGGAAAUACUUACAUCAUCGAUUCACCAAGAAGGACUCUUACGUGAUAUCCCGCUACAUAGAUAAUCCGCUUUUGAUUGGAGGAAAGAAAUUCGAUUUGCGGAUCUACGUCCUCGUUACGUCGUUUCGGCCUUUAAAGGCUUACAUGUUUCGUCACGGCUUUUGUAGGUUCUGCUCGAUGAAGUACGACUCGAGUGUCGCCGAACUAGACAACAUGUAUGUGCAUCUGACGAACGUGAGCGUUCAGAAGCAUGGAGAAGACUACAACCGUUUACAUGGCGGGAAGCUUGGAAUACAAAAUUUAAAGUUGUAUUUAGAAGGUACACGUGGUCGGGAAGUAACCGAGCGGUUGUUCUGCGACAUACAAUGGCUUAUAGUGCAUUCGCUGAAAGCCGUGGCGCCGGUUAUAGCGAACGACCGCCAUUGUUUUGAAUGUUACGGUUACGAUAUCAUAAUAGAUGCGGAUUUGAAGCCGUGGCUUAUCGAAGUGAACGCGUCGCCCUCGAUGACGGCGACGACUAAAAACGACGGCAUCCUCAAGAGGAAACUGCUGGAGAACAUGCUGUCUGUGAUACUCCCCCCGAGUGGGAUACCUGAUGCUCGCUGGAAAAAAGCGCCGAGCGAUAAAGCUUUGGGAGACUUCGAACUGUUAAUAGAUGAAAAUUUAUGUACCGAAGAAUCUUAGGUUUACUUCAAAAAAUGUUGAAACAAGCAUGUGUUAUUUAAAAUACUUCUUAGAUGCAAU